AUGCCACCCCGCAAAAGAAGUGCACCUACCGCCGACGCUUCAGAAGAAGCUGCGCCAAAACGGCGAUCCCUUCGGCAAGCGGCCAAAGGCAAUCCCGAGCCUGAGGCGCCUCCCCCAGCCAAAGCAAGCCCGCCAAAGAAGGGUGCCAAGGCGACCAAUGUGAAGAAGCAAGAGAAACCCAAGGUACCAGCAAAGACUGAAGAGCCCGAAGCGCCAAAAGUCAAGAAGACGGCCAAGAAACAGGAACCUUCUCAAUCCAGCUCUCGUGGCGUCUCCGAAGAUCCAGAUAUCGACUCGAUCCCGACGAUCAAUCCUGAUGCCCCGAAGCACGAUGGCCAGUGGUACUGGCUCAUGAAAGCCGAGCCUGAGACUCGCAUUGAGAAUGGAGUUGAUGUCAAGUUUUCUAUUGAUGACUUGAAGGCAAAGACGGAACCUGAAGGAUGGGAUGCCCGGAAUAACAUGAGAAACAUGAACGCCGGUGACCUCGCCUUCUUCUACGCCAGCAACUGCAAAGAACCCGGCAUAGUCGGCAUAAUGGAAAUCGUCAAAGAAUUCUCCGAAGACAGCAAGUCCCCUGCCACGUCACCCCAUGUCCCUUAUCUAACAUCACCAGGAUCUGCUCGCCGACCAGGCGCACCAUACUACGAUCCCAAGUCUACGAAGGAGAAACCUAUAUGGGACCUGGUCCACGUCGAGUUUAGAAAGAAGUUUGCGGUGCCUAUUGGUUUGAAGGAACUUCGUGAGCUGGGUAAACCUGGUGGCCCUCUGGAGAUGAUGCAGUUGCUUAAGCAGUCGAGAUUGAGCGUGAGUAAAGUUAGUGGUGAGGAGUGGAUGUUUCUGUGUGAGCUUGCGGAUGAGAAGGCCAAGGAUGCUGGGCUGAAGCAUGAUGAGGGUAAGAGACAAUGA
Molecule: messenger RNA, 906 nt
Organism: Fusarium musae
Lineage: Eukaryota; Fungi; Ascomycota; Sordariomycetes; Hypocreales; Nectriaceae
Exons: 2
Coding region: 1-906 (301 amino acids)
Cellular component (GO): nucleus
Source: RefSeq, a predicted model, not a curated record